Molecule: messenger RNA, 810 nt
Organism: Puccinia triticina
Lineage: Eukaryota; Fungi; Basidiomycota; Pucciniomycetes; Pucciniales; Pucciniaceae
Exons: 3
Coding region: 1-810 (269 amino acids)
Source: RefSeq, a predicted model, not a curated record
AUGGAUGAGCUAGAUGCGUUAGCAAUCCAUCGGUUUCGAAAUCAAGUAGAAUAUGCAGCGAAGUUUUUCGGGCGUCUGGCCGAGUACGACUACAAUCGCGUACUCACUGAUACCCAAGCAGAUCUCUCGAUCGAAAGACUGCGCUCGAAAAAAUAUCUCUUAACUGAGCUACAUUCGACCCUGCUACCUUCACUCCAAUAUCACAUCACCAGUCUUUCGCAAGUUCUGGGUGACUCAAACGCCGUGCGGCUAAAUCCGGGGUACAUCAUGCCCCUCGUGAUAGUGAUCCAACCAAGCCUUGAAAUGACUUUGGAUCGAAUAAUUUGUGUCAUCAAUGACAUCAUCCCCGGAACACAAUACGAACCGACCCUAACGAAUGACCAGCACUUCAAAGAGCUCAAACGCCAUAGAAUCCGCGGUUUGGAUUUGUCGAUUAGGAACGAAUUGAAAACCAACCUUGGCUCGUUUCUUUUGGAUUGUCGUCGGGUCAUUGAAACACUCAUGCUCCCAGCCGACGACCACACUCACGUAAGAGCUCCAUACGAUGGUCAACUCUUGUGGUCGAUCGAGUCCGUCGUCAAAUGGUCAAAGGCACCCGAAUUACAUCCAAUUUAUGAUCAGUGGAAAGUUGCGCUACAAAACAUCGAUUUUGCGUUGAAUGACGCUUUCUUCAUGGUGGUACCAGAUCAGGGACUUUUCGCGGAAUCAGUGAUCGAGCUCCUCCAAUCGUUUAUACCAGUCCUCAAACUAUCCAGAAAUGUCUUCUCAUCAACUCGCUUCAUUAGACGAAUCAGCUGUCAAAAUGGGUAA